UGUGUCUGUAUAAAAACAGCUGACAAGGAAACACAGCUCAGUUAGUUUGUCGCUGUUUAGCACAGAAGUUGAUUUUUAUUUAUUCAUUGAUUUAUUUGUUUACUUUUUUUGCUCAUUAAUUUUGUUUUUAUAUUUAUUAUUCACUUUUUUCCAACAUGAUGAUCAGAAAAGACUUUGAGGAUUUCAGAGAUUACUUCAGAAAAACAAUCAGAAAAUUUUCACUGCUAAGCCUGGACAGAAGAACGUCACUCUUCCAUGUCGAGCUCCAAACAACAGCAGCAGCAUCACCGGUGUAGAGUGGAGCAGAGCUGACCUGGAAGAUGAAUAUGUGCUUUUGUACCAGGAUGACCAGCUUGAUACAACCAACCAGCAUCCAUCUUUUAAGAAUCAGGUGGAUCUGCAGGACAGACAGAUGAAGGAUGGAGACGUGUCUUUGAUUCUGAUGAAUGUGACGUUUAAUGACACUGGAACAUACGAGUGUCGCGUCAAGACAGGAAAUCAUCACAAGAAAAGAGCUAAUCUGGGUGGUGACCCCAUCAGCAUCAUCACACUGAGAGUUUUUCCUCCAUACCAGAAAGUCAUCACAGCUGAGCCUGGACAGAACGCCGCUUUGACAUGUCGAGCUCCAAACAACAACAGCAGCAUCACCGGUGUAGAGUGGAGCAGGGCUGACCUGGGAGAUGAAUAUGUCCUUUUGUAUCGGGAUGGGCGGUUCGAUCCAGAAAUCCAGCAUCCAUCUUAUAAGAACCGGGUGGAUCUGCAGGACAGACAGAUGAAGGAUGGAGACGUGUCUUUGAUUCUGAACGAUGUGACGAUUAAUGAUGCUGGAGCAUACGAGUGCCGUGUCAAGACAGGAACAAACAUAAGGAAAAGAGCAAAUCUAGAUGGUGACCCCAUCAGCAUCAUCACACUGAGAGUUGAUCCUCCAGGUCGACCAGAGGAUGGAUCUGUUGGAUUGAUCGUCGGUCUGAGUGUUACUGCUGUGCUUCUUGUUGCUGCUGUUGUUGGUUUUCUGGUCUACAAAAAACAUAAACAACAGCAGAGUCAGGAUUCAUACCAGCCUCCUGUUGAACUGUAGCAUGUUUGAAGAUGCAAGAGAUGCCUGUAUCACUAAGGCACCAAGCAGAGAUCUGACUUCAGAAACUAAAACAAUCACAUCCAUGUAGAAAACCAGAAGAGUUGCUUCAUUCCAAAGAGAUUUCACAGCAGAGACAAUGUUAAAGAAAAAGCCAACUGUUCCUCAAGUAAGAAAAAAUAACAGAUAAUCAAAAAGAAGAAAAAGGGCGGAGAACAAGUUGCAGUAAAUGUAUCAUCUGAAAAUGGAAAACUGCAAUUAUUUAAAUUGCAGGUUAUUUUAACCAUAAUAUGACAAUCCAAUUUAAGAAAAAAAAAAUUCUCCAGCAUCUGUGGAAGAGUCCUAAGAAAUUAGACCCAAAGUGAUCCAAGAAGGCUCAAAGAGAUUUUAACAACAGGCUGCUUGCAGUAGUAAACAAGUUUACAGUAGAUGCUGCAUAAUGUUGAAAGAAUUACUAAAGCUGAGACUGUUACUGUUAGCAUUGUUAACAACAUACAUUGUCAUGUAUAUAUUUCCAACACUGAGCAUUUUUGGCUUCUCAUGUAUUGGACAAUUGUAAAUUAUUAUAAUUAGUAGACAUGUUCAGUUUUGAUGGUGUGUGUUAAAUGUUUCAAACACACACAGGUUUUCAUCAUUUGAUUGUAUGUUUGGUCUGAGGCAGCUAAAUUAGUUUGUAGAGAAAAUGAAUGUCAGAUCUGUGUUUGUGAGCUUAGCCCUGCAUAUUUACAUUUCUGUGGAACACACAAAUUACUUUUUCAUAGUUUGGUUCUCAUCAGUAUCCAUGAGCUCAGUGCCCAGAAUGUUACAGAAUCAGAGCCAGUGAGUGUGUUUGUUUCAUCUUCAGGUUCAGUUAUCUGUGAGAUCAAACUCAUUCUGAGAGGUUUGAACCACACAGACUGAUCCUCAUGUGGAGAUCACAGACAGUAACAGUCAUUUUGACAGUGUCAUGAAACCAAAUCUAUGAAUGGUUUAUGUAUUAGACGGAUGUUUCCUCUGAUCUGUGAAACUUUAUUGAACUUUUCAUUUUAUGAACGACUCUUUGGUUGUUUUUUUUCUG
This is a messenger RNA of Oreochromis aureus, 2132 nucleotides long. Its product is annotated as programmed cell death 1 ligand 1-like. The record is from RefSeq and is a predicted model, not a curated record. The transcript is spliced from 4 exons. NCBI's taxonomy places the organism in Eukaryota, Metazoa, Chordata, Actinopteri, Cichliformes, Cichlidae. The coding region runs from base 413 to 1078 and encodes 221 amino acids.